AUGGCCUCCAGCCAAAUGGACCCAACUCCCUGGAAGAAAAAACGCCUUGUCCUCCUCUCAAUCGCAAUCGCCAUACUCCUCCUGGCCCUGAUAAUCGGUCUCGCAGUCGGUCUAACCCGGCAUUCCAAACAAAACCUGCCCCUGCCCACAACCAACGGAGGGCCCUACACAGGCGACCUGACAUACUACGAUCCGGCGCUGGGCUCAUGCGGAAUAACCAGUUCCAAUUCGGACUUGAUCUGCGCGGUGUCGCAUGUUCUCUUUGAUGCUGCGUCGACGGGGUCGAAUCCGAAUGCGAAUCCGCUGUGUGGGAUGAAGGUGAGGUUGAAGAGGGGGGAGGCGAGUGUUGAUGCUACGGUUGUGGAUCGGUGUACCGGAUGUGCCGUCAAGGAUCUGGAUGUGAGUCGGGCGGUUUUUAAGAAGUUGGCGGAUUUGGAUCUGGGGCGCGUGACUGUGGACUGGGCUUGGUUGGAGGAGGCGCCUGUUUCUGUGAGAUGA
Messenger RNA from Aspergillus nomiae NRRL 13137, 498 nucleotides. Its product is annotated as RlpA-like double-psi beta-barrel domain-containing protein. The record is from RefSeq and is a predicted model, not a curated record. Lineage: Eukaryota; Fungi; Ascomycota; Eurotiomycetes; Eurotiales; Aspergillaceae. The transcript has 3 exons. The coding region runs from base 1 to 498 and encodes 165 amino acids.